UAACGAAGUUCAAAGUCGAGGAAGGUGGUUUGAAAAGAAAAACUGCGGUGUACCAGCCAGUUUCUUUACUUUAACAUUGUUUUGAUUAGUUAACUUCUUCAUCAACAUGUCAGGAAUCGUUGCUGGCAGAAUAGCUAUUGUGACAGGUGCUGGGUCAGGAAUUGGACGUGCCACAUGCCAGGUUAUGUCCCGAGAGGGAGCUACAGUCAUAGCAGCUGAUAAAAAUUAUGCAGCAGCUGAGCAGACUAUAAAAAGCUAUGCUGCCCUUGCUAGUGGGUUUAAUGACGCAGGCGACCACUCGGCGCUCGAGCUAGACGUAUCAGACUCCAUGUCGGUAAAACACGCCGUCCAGAAGACAUUGGAACGAUACAAGGCUCCACCCAGUAUAGUGGUCAACUGCGCUGGUAUCACACGAGAUAAUUGGCUGCUAAAACUGUCCGAGGAGGACUAUAGCAUGGUGCAGGAUGUCAACCUUAAGGGUACAUUUCUCGUGAUGCAAGCGUUUGCGCAGGCGAUGGCUGAAAAGGGCAAGCCGGGUUCCAUCAUAAACAUAUCCAGCAUAGUCGCAAAGUAUGGCAACAUUGGUCAAACUAACUACGCAAGUAGUAAGGCAGGUGUGAUCGCUAUGACUCAGUCGGCAGCUAAAGAGUUAGGAAAAUUCAAUAUUAGAGUGAACGCUGUCCUUCCCGGUUUCACAGAGACUCCGAUCGUGGAAACUGUCCCCGAAAAAGUGAUACAUCAACUGAUAAAGAUGAUACCUUUGGGCAGAAUGGGCCAGCCUUCGGAAAUAGCAGAGGUGAUUACAUUCCUGAGUUCUGACAAAAGCUCCUUCGUCACCGGGGCAGCCGUCGACGUCACUGGCGGUUUCUAGAAACUUUUAGCAGUUAAGGUGCGUCCAGAUCUGGCGAACGCCGCUGCAAUUGGGUAGUUGAUAUUUUUUUAUGUACCUACGGUAUCAGUCGAUGAGGUUUUUUUUGAGGAUCACAUGUCUGUAUGGGACCCAUUGCCUUGAAGCAAUACAAAAGUCACAGAUGAUAGUGAAACGCUGUUAAAAAUGAAACUUCCGCCAUGCGCGAAAUAGAUACCAUUUCGAGCAUGGCGGAGGUUUCAUUACUGGCUUUGGGACCUGAGGUUACUAACUUUUCUUUUAUAAGUGGUGCUGUCAUCUGUAAAUAUUAGAGAUGCCACGAAUAGAGUUUGCUGAUCCCCGUGCUAGGCCGAAGCACCGAAAUAUUCGGCGG
Cydia strobilella is the source of this 1241-nucleotide messenger RNA. RefSeq names its product estradiol 17-beta-dehydrogenase 8. Gene Ontology annotation, molecular function: oxidoreductase activity. The transcript is spliced from 7 exons. The record is from RefSeq and is a predicted model, not a curated record. NCBI's taxonomy places the organism in Eukaryota, Metazoa, Arthropoda, Insecta, Lepidoptera, Tortricidae. Bases 107 to 871 code for a protein of 254 amino acids.